Molecule: messenger RNA, 2465 nt
Organism: Cavia porcellus (domestic guinea pig)
Lineage: Eukaryota; Metazoa; Chordata; Mammalia; Rodentia; Caviidae
Gene: Acap1
Product: ArfGAP with coiled-coil, ankyrin repeat and PH domains 1
Exons: 22
Coding region: 194-2416 (740 amino acids)
Cellular component (GO): cytoplasm
Molecular function (GO): protein binding; GTPase activator activity
Source: RefSeq, a predicted model, not a curated record
UGUCUGAACUGUGGAGCCAGAGCUUCUCCAGGACACCCCUUUUUCUUGGGGAAAGGAUUCCACCCUACAGGUCCUCCCCAGCAGAAGACUGGUCCUUCCUCAUCCACUGGCCCUCGUGGGGCGGGGAGUGCCUCCACCGACAUCCCCACCUGCCUGCCUCCAGGGCCUCUGGCCGCACAGCCACCAAGCUAAAAUGACGGUCAAGUUGGAUUUUGAAGAGUGUCUCAAGGACUCACCCCGCUUCCGAGCCUCUAUUGAGUUGGUGGAAGCUGAAGUGUCAGAAUUGGAGACUCGUCUGGAAAAGCUCCUCAAGCUGGGAACCGGACUCCUGGAAAGUGGACGCCAUUACCUCGCAGCCAGCCGUGCAUUCAUUGCUGGCAUUUAUGAUCUGGCUCACCUGGGUCCACCAGAGCCCAUGAUGGCGGAGUGUCUGGACAAAUUCACCAUAAGCCUGAACCACAAGCUGGACAGCCACUUGGAACUUCUUGAUGCCACCCAGCACACACUGCAGCAGCAGAUCCAGACCCUGGUCAAGGAAGGUCUUCGAGGUUUCCGAGAGGCUCGCCGGGAUUUCUGGCGAGGGGCUGAGAGCCUGGAGGCUGCUCUUAGCCACAACGCAGAAGUCCCUAGGCGCCGUACACAAGAGGCAGAGGAGGCUGGAGCUGCUCUGAGGACCGCUCGAGCCGGGUACCGAGGCCGGGCAUUGGAUUAUGCCCUGCAGAUUAAUGUGAUAGAAGACAAGAGGAAAUUUGACAUCAUGGAAUUUGUACUGCGUCUGGUAGAGGCCCAGGCUGUCUAUUUCCAACAGGGCCAUGAGGAGCUGAGCCAACUGGCCCAGUAUCGCAAGGAGCUGGGUGCCCAGUUGCACCAGCUGGUCUUGAAUUCAGCGCGAGAGAAGAGGGACAUGGAGCAGAGACACGUGCUGCUGAAACAGAAGGAGCUGGGUGGGGAGGAGCCUGAGCCAAGCCUGAAGGCAGGACCUAAUGGCCUGGUCAUGGAAGGACAUCUCUUCAAACGAGCCAGCAAUGCAUUUAAGACUUGGAGCAGGCGCUGGUUCACCAUUCAGAGCAACCAACUGGUUUACCAGAAGAGGUACAAGGACCCUGUGACCGUGGUGGUGGAUGACCUUCGCCUCUGCACAGUGAAGCUCUGCCCCGACUCAGAAAGGCGGUUCUGCUUUGAGGUGGUGUCCACCAGCAAGUCCUGUCUGCUCCAGGCUGACUCUGAGCGCCUCCUGCAGCUGUGGGUCAGCGCUGUGCAGAGCAGCAUCGCCUCGGCCUUCAGCCAGGCUCCCCUUGAUGACAGCCCCAGAGGCCCAGGCCAGAGCUCAGGACAUCUGACCCUGGGCUCUGCUUCUGCCCCAGGCAGUGGCGGGACAGCCAGGGGGAAGGAACCUAGGACAGUCGGGCAUGUGGCAGCCCAGGUGCAGAGCGUAGAUGGCAAUGCCCAGUGCUGCGACUGCCGGGAGCCAGCCCCAGAGUGGGCCAGCAUCAACCUUGGUGUCACCCUCUGCAUUGAGUGCUCCGGCAUCCACAGGAGCCUGGGUGUUCAUUUCUCCAAAGUCCGGUCCCUGACCCUUGACUCUUGGGAGCCGGAACUAGUGAAGCUUAUGUGUGAGCUGGGAAAUGUCAUCAUCAACCAGAUCUACGAGGCCCGUGUGGAGGCCAUGGCAGUGAAGAAACCAGGGCCCAGCUGCUCCCGGCAGGAAAAGGAGGCAUGGAUUCAUGCCAAAUAUGUGGAGAAGAAGUUUCUGACCAAGCUUCCUGAGAUUCAAGGGCGAAGAGGUGGCAGGGGGGCCCCAAGGGGGCACCCCCCUGUUCCCCCAAAGCCUUCCAUCAAGCCCCGGCCAGGGAGCAUCAGACCUAAGCCAGAGCCCCCUUCUGAGGACCUGGGAAGUCUGCACCCUGGGGCCCUACUGUUCCGAGCCGCUGGGCAUCCUCCAUCCCUUCCCACCAUGGCCGAUGCCCUUGCCCAUGGAGCUGAUGUCAACUGGGUCAACGCGGGUCAGGAGAAUGCCACGCCGCUGAUCCAGGCCACAGCUGCUAAUUCCCUUCUGGCUUGUGAGUUCCUUCUCCAGAACGGCGCGAAUGUGAACCAAGCAGACAGUCAGGGCCGGGGUCCACUCCACCAUGCAACCAUUCUCGGCCACACUGGGCUCGCCUGCCUGUUCCUGAAACGGGGGGCUGAUUUGGGGGCCCAAGACUCUGAAGGCAGAGACCCUCUGACUAUCGCCAUGGAAACAGCCAACGCUGACAUCGUCACCCUGCUGCGAUUGGCAAAGAUGAGGGAGGCCGAAGCUGCCCAGGGUCAGGCAGGAGAUGAGACCUAUCUGGACAUCUUCCGCGACUUCUCCCUCAUGGCGUCCGACGACCCGGAGAAGCUGAGCCGGCGAAGCCACGACCUCUACACGCUCUGACCCGUCCUUCCCCCCCACCUUCGCCAUUAAAGCCUCGGUGCCGCCUUUC